AUGUCAAUCAAAAUACUGAAACAGCUGAAAAAAAAUCUUGUGAAGCACAAUCCAGAUCUCUGCUUUUCUGUUCUUAUGCUUUCUUUUAGAUCAGGACUCCCUGACAUGGAGAAGCUGCUGGAUACUGUAAUAACUCCAGGCCAGAUCUCCUGCUUUAUAAAUAUGCUCCGGUGUUCCAGUGCACCACCGCCCUCCUGUGAAAGCUACUGUGAGAAGAGUACCGAUUCAAGUGGAAUUCUUUGGAUUUGUUUGGGCAUAGGGUUGAUUUUAAUAUUCACUCUGUUUACCUUAAUGGUCCUGUUUAAAUGGAAGCACCUAAAGCAACUAAAAGAAAAACUGGAAAACACAGACUCCUCUGUGGAGCCGAAUAAUAUUCUCAAGGCUAAUACUGAAAGCAGUGUGAAUUCAGAAGAAAUUAGACACACACUUCCAAGUGAAACAUUAAUGUAUUCAGUGGAAGAAUGCACUUGCAGUGACUGUGGCUUGGUAAAACCUCAGACUGGCUGUGAAACUUCAUUCCCAUUACCAGCUACUGAAGAACGAGCUGCUGUUCUAGUUACCACCAAAUCUUGUGAUUAUUAUAACUAUGUUCUGGGUGUUGGAUGA
Messenger RNA from Onychostruthus taczanowskii (white-rumped snowfinch), 606 nucleotides. It is a transcript of the gene TNFRSF17, whose product is annotated as TNF receptor superfamily member 17. The transcript is spliced from 5 exons. Gene Ontology annotation, biological process: tumor necrosis factor-mediated signaling pathway. Gene Ontology annotation, molecular function: signaling receptor activity. Lineage: Eukaryota; Metazoa; Chordata; Aves; Passeriformes; Passeridae. The record is from RefSeq and is a predicted model, not a curated record. Bases 1 to 606 code for a protein of 201 amino acids.